AGAGAGAGUCUGUUCUACGACGCCGACUUCGCGUAACUCGUUUGGGCCUCUGCCUCAGGGUUAUUGUAAACGAAAUACCAAAAAAAGUUGUUGGACAAAAAAGAGAAGAUGAUGCAGAUCUUCUAAUGUUUAUAUUUUUAGGUCAGACAAAUGGAUUUAGAAAUGGUAUGUCUCAAAAUGGUGGCUCUCAAUUCAAGAUUGAGCGAAGUUUGAAUGCUAGUGUACACAUGAAUGGGAUGAAAGGAAUUAAGGCGGAUGAGAAUAUGAGACGAGGGUUGGAUGACCUGGAGGAUGGGUUGGAUGGGAUGAGGGAUGAACGGAGUAGGUCGGAAGAAGAUAGAGAAACAUGGUUGCAAAAACAACAAAGGAAGUUGCAAGAGAGAAGAUUAGUUCCGCCUGGUCACCAGUCCUCAAACCAACCUGGAGUAAACCCAACCCGUCCUAGCUCAGCAACCCAACCUGGAGCUCAUCCUUCAAACCCUGUCAUUCAGGAAUUGAAAACCAGUUUGUACCGAGCCAGAAGUGGGUAUACAGAGACUACUGAUGGAUAUGUUAGUGAUGGAAACUCAGUAUUUAU
This is a messenger RNA of Eurytemora carolleeae, 577 nucleotides long. RefSeq lists its product as uncharacterized. The record is from RefSeq and is a predicted model, not a curated record. The transcript has 3 exons. Lineage: Eukaryota; Metazoa; Arthropoda; Copepoda; Calanoida; Temoridae. The annotation marks the transcript as partial.